AUGGAUCUCCAAUCCUUGUCUAAUCUGUUCGCAACGACCUACAAUCCUGAUCCCAACGUUCAGAAGGCUGGUGAGCUCCAAAUCCGCAAGAUCAGUGGCCAAGAAGGCGUGGUCACUGCACUCCUCCAAAUUAUAGCCAGUGAUAGCGUAGAUCUCGCCAUCCGCCAAGCUUGCUCUGUCUUUAUUAAAAAUCGCGUUCAAACUUCAUACAUUAUCGAUCCAUCCAGGCCUCGACCUGACCAACUCCCCAUUGCUCCAUCUGAUCGUGAUGCAUUAAAAUCAUCGAUCUUGCGCUUGCUUGCGGCAUCUCCUUCCAGGAGCAUUACCGUCCAGUUGGCCAGCACUCUGAAGAAUCUCGUUGCUCAUGAUGUCCCCGACAGGUGGCCUGGGCUUUUAGACGAAGUAAAGGGGCUGUUACUCAGUGGAGACAUUCGUGAGGUCGGCGCAGGAUGCGUUGCUGCAUUAGAGAUCGUUCGAGCAUUCAGAUUCCGUCAAAAGCAGGAUAUCUUACCAUCAAUAGUAGAGCAGUUGAUGCCUACCUUGGUUCACAUCGCCUCGGGAAUGAUGAACACACCUCCCUCUACAUCACAAGAGAUCCCAACUAUGCUCCAUCUUAUCCUAAAAACUUAUAAGAGUAGUAUCAUCGUUAACUUGAGCACUCACCAGCAGAGUGGUGAAAGUCUUGUGCCCUGGGGAAGAUUGCUCUUCCAAGUCGUUAACCUUCAAAUUCCAAAAGAGGUUGUACCUGGGGAUGAAGAAGAUCGCGAACGUAGUGAAUGGUGGAAGGCGAAGAAGUGGGCAUACGGUAUUCUUGGUCGUCUGUUUCACAGAUUUGGAAAUCCUUCUCAGUUGCCUACUCCUAUGCAGGAAGAGUAUGGCCCUUUCGCCACACACUUUGUCACUACUUUUGCUCCCGAAAUUUUCAAAGUUUACCUUCAGCAAGUGGAGCUCUACGUUUCUGGGCAAGCAUGGCUAUCCAAGAAAUGUCAAUACCAGAUCUUCCAGUUCUUUACUGAAUGUGUAAAGCCCAAGACAACUUGGACUCUUUUGAAGCCUCAUUUCGAGACGCUUGUAUCGAGCUUUGUAUUCCCUCAACUCUCUUUCAAUUCUUCAAAGCAACAGCUUUGGGAGAACGAUCCUGUCGAAUACAUUCGCACAUCAGUCGACGAAUACGAAAACUUCUCCUCGCCGGUUUCUGCUGCGACUUCAUUCUUGUUCUCGCUUUCUAGCAACAGAACCAAAACAACAUUUAUGCCCAUCCUCGGUUUUGUCAACACAGUGCUACGCUCGGGUGCGGCACCGGCUCAGAGAUUUGGUGCUCUGAACAUGACUGCUGCACUUGGUCCGUUCAUCAUGCGUCACCCGGAAGUCAAGGACAAUAUGGAACAAUUCAUGUUACAACACGUUUUGCCUGAAUUCUCUGCCCCUGAACCUUACCUCAGGGCUAUCGCGUGCGAAGUGUUAGGCACUGUAGUCAAAGCUGGUCUUCUCUGGUCAAAUGAGGAGAAUCUGAACAACCACUCGAGAGCCGUGGCAAUGGCUCUGGAUGAUCCAGAGUUACCUGUUAGAGUCCAGGCUGCUCUUGCUCUGACUGAGAUGAUUGUAAUUCACGAAUCUGUUAAAGAAGCAGUUGCGCCACAGGUUGGCAAGGUUAUACAAGAUUUGCUUAAGCUGUCCGAUGAGACGGAUCUCGACAUUCUUAACAAUUGCAUGGAGACCAUGGUCGAGCGUUUCCAGUCCGAGUUACUCCCUGUGGCAGCUCAAUUAACUGCCCGAUUGUGUGACUCCUACUUGCGCCUUGCUAGAGAAAGUAUUUCGCAAGAAGAAAUUGACCCACAAACUCUUGAUUCAGAUUCUCUCUUGUCUGAUGCCGAUGAUGGGAAGAUCUAUGGAGCUAUGGGAGUCGCUAAGACCAUCGGAACGAUUGUUGCCUCUGUCGAGUCUUCCUCAGAAAUCUUAUCUCAGAUUCAGGAGAUCAUUAUCCCCAUCAUCAGAUUUACACUGGAGCACAAAAUUCUGGACCUGUUCGACAACAUGUAUGACUUGGUGGAUAGUCUCACAUUCAAACUUCACAGCAUCUCACCAAAUAUGUGGCCCGUGUUUGAACUCACGUACGACCUAUUCAAAUCCGAUGCCGUUGAUUUUCUGGAUGAAAUGCUUCCUACUUUGGACAACUUCGUUUCUUACGGAACUGAUGUCUUUAAGUCCCGUGCGGACUACAGGCAGAAGGCCAUUGAUAUUUAUCGCACAUCCAUAGUCAGCACGCAGUUGGGCGAGAAUGACAGAGUUAACGGCUGUAAGCUCGCCGAGUCCAUCCUUUUGAACCUUCGAGGCCAAGUGGAUGAGCACUUGCAAGAAUUCAUUACGAUUGCAUUAGGUUGCUUGGAUCAGGGAGAGACGGCAUCUUUCAGACUCGCUAAUCUCGAAGUGCUCGUCAACGCUGUCCUCUACAAUGCUUCCGCGGCGCUGCACUUGAUGGAAACUAGCAAACCUGGAACGUCUCGCAUAUUCUUCGAUAAUUGGUUUGUGGCUAUCAACAGCGACAGCCGCCUGCCUCGUGUCCACGAUAAGAAGCUUAGCAUCUUAGCGCUUUGCGCUUUGAUGGAACUCGACUCGUCCAGGAUACCUGAAGUCCUAAGAGAUGGCUGGCCUGGUAUUGUCGGUGGAGCAUUGAAAAUAUUCAAAGAUCUUCCUCAGGCUAUAGAAAAACGCAAGGCGCUGGAGGAUUCCUUCCAAGAAGAAUCUGACGAUGAUGACGAGGAAGAUGCUAAGUUCCUCAAUCUCGAGGGAGAAGAUGAGGACGUGUGGGAUGAAGAUUCAGCAUACCUCGAAAUGCUUGCGAAAGAGGGUGCACGUCUCAGGGCCAAGUCGGAUAGACUUGCUGACGGAGAUGAUCUCUCAGUAUCGUCUGAGGAAUCUGAAAUUGAUGAGGAGCUUGGCUACUUUAGUCCCCUUGAUGUUGUGAACCCCUACGUCUCUUUCAAGCAAGCCCUAACUACAUUCCAAAUGCAAAACGGUCCAAUAUAUCAGGCCGCUACCACAGGUCUUAAUGUUGAACAGCAAACAUUGCUCAUGGAGGUCAUGCGGAUAGCAGAGAGUCAGUCAGCAGCAGACGAGGCCCAAAUCUAACGUUCCGGUUACGGUUCAUUCACGCCUUUGUUUUUUUAUUCCUUUAUCCCCGUGAUUCUCGUAUUCGAGUUUGAAUGAGAGUUACCGGAUGUCUCAAAAGUUGUCUGUCCAGCUACUAUAGGAGGAGCUCUGAAACACGAUAUCAAUGAUGGGUUAGGUUGAUACUUAUCUUUUGUGUUAUCAAUAGUAAAAUAGAACGAAAGACCGUAGCCCCGAA
Serpula lacrymans var. lacrymans S7.9 is the source of this 3346-nucleotide messenger RNA. RefSeq lists its product as uncharacterized. The record is from RefSeq and is a predicted model, not a curated record. NCBI's taxonomy places the organism in Eukaryota, Fungi, Basidiomycota, Agaricomycetes, Boletales, Serpulaceae. The transcript is spliced from 21 exons. Gene Ontology annotation, cellular component: cytosol; nuclear envelope. Gene Ontology annotation, molecular function: small GTPase binding. Bases 1 to 3129 code for a protein of 1042 amino acids. Gene Ontology annotation, biological process: protein import into nucleus.